AAUUAUAACUGUGAUGAAAGAAGAAAUAAAAAGAUUCGACAAAUCUGUCGCCAAUCUGUCAUCAUUUAUGAAUACAGAUCUGUUGCAUAUUUGGCGCAAAUCUGCUGUGAGUUUACGUUGCAACAUCUGUUCUCAAUUUGCUGCGUGAAUUUGUCAUUGUAUUGCUAGUGACAGAUCUGCUCUGGUGUUGCACUCAAUUUGAUGUCAAGAUUUGAUAACAAUUUUUGCUUGCAAUUGGGGCGCACUCGAGGACACAGUAGGCCAUAGUUUUGGCAGCCUGAUUCCGCAAGAAAUUUUUAGCAGUUUGCUGACAAUUUGGCAGCAAAUGGUUAGCUGGGAUGUAAGUCACAUCACGGAUAGACAUUAUAGGAGAUUGAUAGAAGCUGAAAAUAAAAAAUGUUACAGUCAAAUAUUUUCCUCUUUAGCUGGUACUUCAAGAGAUUAUAAUCAUUUUACUGAAGCAGUUGAACCAUUAUCUAAUGAAUCAUUAACAAGCAGCGAUACGAAGAGAGAAAGUGAAAUUUUUGCAAGUGAUACACCAGCCACAUACUCUGUUGAAAGUUCAAUUACUUACUGUAAUGAAGAUAUAAAUUCAAAUAUAGAAUCUGUUCAAUCGGAAAAUUCUUUGUCCGAUACUGUAAAAUUAAAAUUGUUUUUAAGAAAAUAGGCUAUACGAAAUCAAAUCACAAACUCUGCAUUAUCACAAUUAUUAUGUGGAUUAAAAAAGUUUCAAUGUUUUGAUACAUUAUGCUGUGAUGCAAGAACAUUGCUUCAAACACCUUUGCAAUAUGAAAUAAAAACUGUUGUACCAGGAAUAUAUAUGCACUUUGGAUUACGUAAUGGUAUAAAAAAGAAUUUAGAAGAAUGUACCUUAUCAUCAACUUGUAUUGAAGUAGCUGUUAAUAUAGAUGGACUUCCACUUAGUAAAUCUUCAAAUAGUUCAUUUUGGCCAAUUUUAGGAUCUAUUGUACCUCAUGGAAAGGUUUUUAUUAUUGGAGUUUAUCAUGGUGAUGAAAAACCAAAAAAUGUUAACGAUUUUUUACAAGAUUUUGUUGCAGAAAGUAUAGAAUUAUAUGAAAGUGGAAUUUCUAUCAAUAAUUUUCUAUAUCAGUUUAAAAUUAAAUAUUUUGUAUGUGAUGCCCCUACAAAAUCUUAUAUUCUUCAAUGUAGAGGACAUACUGGGUAUUUUAGUUGCACGAAAUGUACAGUUGAAGGUACUUACAGCCAAAGGAGAAUUUGUUUCCCGGAAAUAAAUGCAUCUAAACGUACAGACAAAGAUUUUAGAAUGCAUACUGACGAUUCUUACCAUUUAUCACAUACUUUACUUGAAAAAAUUCCUGAUCUUAAUUUUGUACGUAAUUUUGUACUUGAUUACAUGCAUUUAGUAUGUUUGAGUGUCACACGUAAAUUGCUUUAUUUAUGGUUAAAUGGAGAUAGAGGAUGUCACAUUAUGACAUAGAGAAAAUUUCAAAUGAACUUGAACAUUUAAGAUCUUAUAUACCCAGAGAAUUUGUCCGUAAACCGCGGUCAUUGAAAUAUGUAAAAUUAUGGAAAGCUACUGAACAUCGUCAGCUACUUUUAUAUACUGGUCCAAUAGUUUUGAAAUCUGUUUUAUCAAAAGAUGCUUACAAGCAUUUUCUAAGCUUGCACGUAGCCAUUAGAAUAUUAUGUAACGAAGACACAAAAAAUGCAUAUGCAGAAUAUGCACAAACAUUACUAAAACAUUUUGUUAAGUCUUUUAUAAAAUUAUAUGGAAAACAUCACAUAUUGCAUAAUGUACAUGGAUUGAUUCACCUUGUUGAAGAUGUCAAAAGUUUUGGUAUUUUAGAUAAUUUUAGCGCUUUUAAAUUUGAGAAUUUUAUGCAAAUACUAAAACGAUAUGUAAGAAAAAAUGAUAAGCCCUUACAACAAUUAUUUCGACGAUACCAUGAAGCACAUGUAACAACUGAAAAAAGGUCAAUAAGUAAGAAGCUUUAUCCUAUAAAAGUAACACGUCAUUAUGAUGAUCUAUUAUUACCUUUAACAAGUAAUCCACAAUAUAUAGCAGCUGAGUGCACCUACUUUAAAUUAAAUGCAAAGAAUAUAGCAAAUAAUUGUUGUGGAUUAAAAGAUAAUACUAUAUUAAUAAUGAUUAAUAUAGCACACUCUACUGAAACUGGAGAAUUAAUGAUAUUAGGUUACGAGUUUAAGUGCAAGCAAAAUUUUUAUAAUGUACCAUGUGAAUCAUCUGCUCUUCGUAUAUAUAAGAUAUCUAAAAAAUCCAAUCUAAAAAUGUGGCCUUUAUCUGCUGUAAAUGUAAAAUACGUUAAGUUUCCAUGUGGUAAUGAUGAAUUCAUUGUUGUUCCUCUAUUACAUAGCGAAAUAGUGGAAGGAGCAGAAUUUUGAUUUUUAAAGAUAUAUAUUUGCAGGAUCUUUAUUUUUGUAAAUUAUUUUUGUAAAUAUUUUGUGUAUGUUUCACAUUAUUUUUUAUUAUGUAAUAAAAACCUGUUUAUAUAAUAAUAUAUUCUAAUAUAGUAUGUUUUUUAUUAUUUCAGAUAAAAGAAAGAUAACUAUUUUAUAAUGCCACUAGAAAACAUGGAUCAUCAGAAAAGUUUAUAUUACAUAGUAGAAUUUUCUGACGGUAUGCAACUUAUACCAUCUAAUUGGUUGAAUGUUUUUAAAACUAAGGCAUACUGGCCUAACUUUACAAAUAUAAAAAAAUAUGAUAAAGCUGUACAAUAUAUGGAGCCUGUUGGAAAAAAUUGGACGUUAUGUAACAUAUUAAGAAUAUUAGGUAGUGCUGGUUUUUUUGAGUCG
Molecule: messenger RNA, 2796 nt
Organism: Monomorium pharaonis (pharaoh ant)
Lineage: Eukaryota; Metazoa; Arthropoda; Insecta; Hymenoptera; Formicidae
Exons: 2
Coding region: 1441-2385 (314 amino acids)
Source: RefSeq, a predicted model, not a curated record